AUGCCACUUUCUGCUGGGGGGGCUAAAUUGACCGGGCCAGACAGGUCCACCAGCCAAACAAGGGCUGUCACUGUCAGUCUAGCUCUGACGCCAGCACCAGCACCAGCACCAAAAAACCUGCACCAACACCAGCAUCCGGCAUCAUCACAGACUGGUUUGUUCUUCUUUCUCUCUUUCUCUUGUGGUUGUUGUUUCUGGUGCAGGGCCCAAUGCUGGAGCUUGGGACACUUGGGGUUUAGGAGACAGACACAUCACACUGACCUCGACACUGACACUGGACGGCGGCACCGACAGCGGCGACGAACUCGUCGAGAAGGAAAUCGGAAUCGCGCAUUGAUGCCGUCGAAUGUCGAAGCGAUGCGAGGUGAGGCGAUGCGAUGCGAUGGAAAGUAUCCGUUCGUGUACUCUUGCCCUAUUCCUUUUUUGCCUUUUGUCUGCUUCUAUCCUCCAUUCUAG
Molecule: messenger RNA, 456 nt
Organism: Colletotrichum paranaense
Lineage: Eukaryota; Fungi; Ascomycota; Sordariomycetes; Glomerellales; Glomerellaceae
Exons: 1
Coding region: 1-456 (151 amino acids)
Source: RefSeq, a predicted model, not a curated record